UGAGCAACGUCAAUCGCGCGUUCCACUUCUCUCCGUGUCGGAUUGAGUUAGCUAACAAUGUUCCUCUACUACAAAUAGUAUGUGGUGCAAGAAGUGUACGUAUGUACUGUAUUGAAGUGGAGUGGAGGGUGCAUAAUGGAGGAAACAUUCAACCGGAGAGGGAAGAGCCAGAGUCACUUGGAGACGACGAGAAGACCGACGAAGGUUUCACGGUUGUCAAGGCGAUGAGACGAGUUGAUUUAUCAAUAAAUUCCAUCAUCGCCCCUCUCCCCAACCUGGAUUUCCCCAUGUCGACGACCCCCUCGGAGUCGGAUUGUUUGGUUGGUUGGCUGGUUGGCUGGUUGGUUGCAUGCAUGGAUGGUUGGAUGGUUUGUCCUGGUUGCUUGUUCACUUGGUGGUUGGCUGCCUUCCCGCCGACGAACUGGUGUUUGGGUUGAUUGUGGUGCAAGUUUUAGAGACUGGCUGGGAUGAGUUCCAUUCUCCGAGUUUACUCAUUGAAGGAUACUGUCCCUGCCGAAAAGGAGUUGGUCCCUCGCGAAUAUUUCUUCGUUCUGACAAGUACCACAGAGUUCACAAAGGAAGCACAAUUCAAACAAAGACGCAGACUAGCUUGAAAGCAGCCUUUCGUUUCAAGUUGAAUAAGGAUUGGACAGAUCAUUCAUUCACUGCCACUCCCUCAUUCACUCAUUCAUUCGUCAGCUCACUCAUUCAUCAAUUCGUCCACUUGAUUGAAAUCCGACCUCGAGGAUCGAGGAACGAUCAGCCCUGACUUUCUUAGCAUCAAAUAAUUGGCGUCGAGUGAAUGGAUCAGGAAGCUGCUACAGAUAUGACAUCCUAUGUGGACAUGAUGGAACGAAAUUCUGCUGAAGAACGCCGAAGACAAAGAGAAAGGAUUAUGAUGGAAGAGGGCAAAGCUCUUUGGCGGGCCAAAAAGAGCGAAGAUUUGGAAAUGGAGCUCAAAGAACAAGAACAGAUCAGAGAGUUGGCACGGCUCAAGCACUUUGGCCGACCCGGGCAUGGAGCUCCCACGGAAAACAUUCGAAAGAAAAAGUUCACCGAGUACCAAUUCCAAGACGUGGAACACAAACACGACUACCAUGAGCCCCCACCCCCGAUGUCCUUCUACUCAGAGCAGUCUCCGACCAAUCCAUCUUAUGGAGGGUUGUAUUCUCAUCCGUCUGAGGGUCAUCCUGCCAUGUCCUCCGCCCAUGACUUGCUUAGCAGCAGACACAGAAGCGACGAUCCACACGACGCCCUGACCUUUGGUCGGCCAGGUUGUGGAGCUCCAGUGAGAACCAAAUCGGGCCGUGUACGUACCACCGUUAUUGGAGCUCCAGAAAUCCGAUUUCAGGAAAACGAGUCCGUAAAGAAAUCCAUUUUCAACUCCAUUCGGUAUCAAUCAAAUCCAGAGACCAAGGCUCAAUACCAGAGAGAGCUAGAGGAACAAAUUCGUCAGAGGAAGGAGUUCGAGAGGACCCAAAAGGAGCGGGAAAUUUCAUUGGAAAAGCAAUUGGAGCAGGUCGAGGGCAACCAAUGGGGGCGACCCGGUCCAGGAGGAAAAUAUUGGAGAGACAGUGCGGUCACCGGCCAAGGAUUCUUCGACAAAAUGGGUUGGUGUGGCUCUGCAGAUCCACGGAAGAGGAAUUACAAUAUCCGUCACCAUGAAGCCGAAGAUAUGAAAAAGGAGAUCGAGGAGGUGCGCCAACGACGCGAUGAAGAGCACCAAGAGAUCAAUAAUAAUGUUGGUGUUGAACUCGUUCCUCUUUUGAAGGAAAAAGCCACGGGCAAACCUAGGAAGGACCCCACCACCGGAUAUUUGAUGAACCAUGGCUUCCCAAGCACAGAUGUCACGCAACUCAUUGACUCCAAGAAACCCGAUUUGAUGAAUUCCAAUCGCAAUCUUGAGGAGAAACGACAAUAUUUUGACACGCUCCACACCCAAGUUCAAGUUCGAGAACAAGGGGUCCAGCAACGUCACAAGGAUGAACAAGAGGAACAAAAGCGACACUUUGAGUCUUGGGAGCGGUUCUGGGGAAAACCCGGAUAUGGCGCCCCCAGGGACGGAAGGAACCAAAAAGAGAACCUCAUGAAGAUUUUACAUUAUCCAGAGCUAAACAAGGCCCCGAACAACGUUGAGCUCAUAACCUUAGAGCGACUACCCGUGAAGUGAAGUGGAAGAGACAAAUCGCCCUUCAAGGACACCGACCAUCGAGAGCUUCCUGUCCACAGGGGAUUGCUAUCCACCUCAUUCGAGUUCCACUUCUGAGGCUGGAUGUCCCUACCUAUCCGUGCUAUCAUCGCCUAAUGAACCAUCUUCCAUCACGAAAACCAUUACUGCAACUAUUUUUGUUCCCCACUUUACUAUGAUUGUUGCCACCCUUGUUUAGUGCCCGUGCGCUUGCUAACCUCUUUGCCUGCCCAUUCCAGCUUCAUCCAUCUUUUUAAUCCGUCACAAAAAGAUUUUUUUGUUGCUCACGAAAAGAAGGAAAUGUCAAGUCGUCAUUGCUAGUAUCAAAAAUCCAAUUUCAAUUCUACAAUAUUAUGUACCCUUCAACCUAACGGUCCUCGAAAACAAAGAUUUAUUAUCAAAAGCCUGGAUUUUCCACAGUGAUGGCUUUCAAUCGUGAAGCGGAAAAAAAGAAAAAUGGUCGAUCUCC
This is a messenger RNA of Tigriopus californicus, 2657 nucleotides long. RefSeq lists its product as uncharacterized. The record is from RefSeq and is a predicted model, not a curated record. NCBI's taxonomy places the organism in Eukaryota, Metazoa, Arthropoda, Copepoda, Harpacticoida, Harpacticidae. The transcript is spliced from 10 exons. The coding region runs from base 803 to 2170 and encodes 455 amino acids.